AUGUUGUGUAAUCCCAAAAAUCCUGAUAAGGUGAAGUGUAAGUUAUGCGGGAAAGAAUUUUCAGGUGGGGCAUAUAGGAUGAAAGAGCACAUUGCAAAGAUUCAAGGAAAUGUUUCUGCUUGUCCAUUAUCAUCAAAAGAGGAUCAAGAAAAGUGUAAAACUGCUAUUGAUGAAGCAAAGAAGAAAAGAAAAAACAAAAUGAUGUCAGAUGUUGACUUGAGAAAUUCUGUAAAGAUAUGUGAUGAUGGGGAAGAGGAUGUCGAACUUGGAGAGAUGGGAACAAAAAAGAAGCCACGAACACUUGGUCCAAUGGACAAGUUUGCAUCAGAUAUUAACCCACGACUUUCUUCCAUUCCAACAAAGCAACAAAAUAUAAGUGAUGCACUUUGGAAAGAUAGACUUCAUAAAGUUCAUCAAUAUGUUGCAAGAUGGGUUUAUGUAGCUGGUGUCUCUUUUAAUUCUACUGGAAUUGAUGAGUUUAAGUUGAUGCUUGAAGCUGCAGGACAAUUUGGUCCAGGAGUUACACCACCAAGUCAAUACCUUUUACGUGAGCCUUUAUUGAAAGAAGAAGUUGGUAGAGUGAAAGGUUUGUUAAAGACCCAAGAAGAAGAGUGGAAGGAGAAUGGUUGUUCAGUAAUGACUGAUGCUUGGUCUGAUAGAAAAAGAAGAAGUAUUAUGAAUUUGUGCAUCAAUUGUAGAGGAGGAACUAUGUUUCGUUCUUCUAGGGAGUGUUCCGAGGAUGCUCAUACAGGUCAAUUUAUUUUCGAGUUUGUUAAAGGAUGCAUUGAGGAUGUUGGGGUAGAGAAUGUGGUUCAAGUGGUAACCGACAACGCACCAAACAAUAUGGCUGCAGCUAAGAUCUUAAAAGAGAAAUUUCCAAGCAUUUUUUGGACAUCAUGUGCUGCUCAUACAGUGAACUUAAUGCUAGAGAGCAUUGGGAAACUCCACAACUUUAAGACGGUCAUUGACAGAGCUAAAGGGUUCACCAUCUUUGUUUAUGCUCACCAUAAGACUUUGGCAAUGAUGAGGAAAUUCACACAAAAUAAAGAUAUUGUGAGACCGGGAGUCACUAGGUUUGCGUCAUGCUUCUUAACACUACAAAGUUUAAUGGAUAAACAAGAUAAGUUAGAAGCAAUGUUUAUUAGUACUGAUUGGAAAAGCUGUAAAUGGGCAAAGCAUCCUAAAGGAGUAGAAGCCUAUAAAACAGUGAGAAGUACGCAAUUUUGGAAUGGAGUGAAAAUGUGUUUGAAGGUUUUUGGACCCUUGGUCAGAAUACUUCGGCUAGUUGAUGGGGACAAGAAGCCGACAAUGGGUUACUUGCAUGGGGAGUUAACACAAGCAAAAGUUGAGGUGCGUGGUGGGUUGAACAAUGUUGAAAAAAACAUACAACCAAUCAUGAAUAUCAUUGACCAAAGGAUAAAGGGUCGGCUUGACAAUCCUCUGCAUUUGACUGCUUAUUUUUUGAAUCCUUACUACUUCUACAAGGAUUCAACCAUCCCAUUAAAGGAUAAUGUACUUACUAGUUUUCUCAAGUGUGUGGAUGCUUUUUUCCCGGAUGACCUUACCACACAGUGCAAUGUCAUCAAUGCUGAAAUUACUAAGUACAAAAAGAAAGAAGAUAACUUUGGAACAGUAUGGGCCAUCAAAGGUUGUGAAGAUAACAAAGAUGAUUAUGAUCCAGUUGAGUGGUGGAGUACUUACGGAACUUCAGUUCCUAACUUACAAAGAAUGGCUAAAAGGAUAUUGUCUUUAACGACUAGUUCAUCGGGAUGUGAAAGGAGUUGGAGCUCAUUUGAAGGGAUUCACACAAAGAAGCGGAAUCGGCUUGAUACAAGUCGGUUGAAUAAUCUGGUUUUUGUCCAAUUCAACACUAGAAUUAUGAACAAAAGAAAAAAGGUACAAAAGGAGAAGGAUAUUGAUAUAUUAGUUGCUGAUCACGCUAUUUAUGCUCAAGAAUGGAUUAUUGAGGGUGAAAAUGGAGAAGAGGACUUGGAUGUGGAUUUAGGACUUGGCAAUGGCAAGAGAGCUGGAGAGGGAGCUGGAGAGGGAGCUGGAGAGACAUCAAUGGCGGGUAAUGUGGGUGAUGUUAGAGAAUUGGAUGAUGAAGUUGUCAUUUCAGAUGAUGAUGAAGAUGAAGAACAUGUUGAUAUUGACUUCGAAUCAGAUGGAGAUGAAGUUCAAGACAUAUACGGAGUAUAA
This is a messenger RNA of Camelina sativa (false flax), 2199 nucleotides long. RefSeq lists its product as uncharacterized. Lineage: Eukaryota; Viridiplantae; Streptophyta; Magnoliopsida; Brassicales; Brassicaceae. The record is from RefSeq and is a predicted model, not a curated record. Gene Ontology annotation, molecular function: protein dimerization activity.